AUCAUCAUUAUCAUUCGUUUGUGUCCCGUCAGUGUUCGUUGUCGCGGUUUGUAUUAGUGAGUGGGUAUGCGAAAUUGAUUUUUUUUUGUGGUUUCCUCGAACAGUUUGACUGAAAGAGUGUCAAUUGCCGAGAUUUUUCUCGUCGCUGGAUCCGAAACGUUCAGACAACCGUCGUUGCGCGCGCUAUGUUGUACCGCCGUUCAUUUACAUUUAACGAUCACACGUCGUUAAUCGGCAGUGAUUGACGCGCGAUUCACCAUCCGGACGGGGCCGUCUUAUCAUUGAUCCAUUGAGUUCUAUAUUAUUUUGACGACAAAUACUUGCCAGAGUCGGAGCUCGUCUGUAGCAGUGCGAUCCAUUAUCGUCGACGUCUGUACGCGACUAUCAGGACCGUCCUCCGUAGUUAUGCCACUUAUAUGAACUUAAAUGCCAUGGGUGAAGGCAACCAGAGGUACAUAGUGCAAGUGUUUGUGGGUGCUUUAUCACAAUGCUAUGAAGCACUCAGUGUGGAGGCUAGCAAACAAACUUCUUCUGAUGAGAUUGUUAGCUGUAUAGUGGAACGACUCUCUUUAUCAGGGGGUUGUGGAACUACUUGCAAUAGUGCGUUUGAGCUAGCUGAGGUGGUUGGUGAUGCUCUUGGACGAGAAUGUAAGGAACGCAGACUUGGUCCUACAGAAUGUCCUGUUGCUGUUAUGCUGUUAUGGCCCCAACCUCGUAGGCACACUCAACAAGAAGAAUAUUAUAGAUUUUAUUUGAGAGAAAAGUUAUCAGACAGUUUGUGGGCUGAUGGUUUUACUAUGGACCCACAACUUAUACGAGACUACUUCUAUAGAUUUCUUUAUCAACCACAAGAUCGAGAAUAUCCAGAUCUUUGUCAACUUCCUGAUCUCAAUGAACAAACACUUUUAGAUAAUCUAAGAGCUAGAUUUUUGGCUGGUCAUAUAUAUACUUAUGUUGGUUCCAUUUUAAUUGCAGUCAAUCCUUUUAAGUUUCAUCCCAUUUAUAAUCCAAAAUAUGUAAAACUCUAUCAAAAUCGAAGACUUGGUCCAGAGCUACCUCCUCAUAUAUUUGCCAUUGCUGAUGCUGCAUACCAUUGUAUGCUAAGGGAAAGACGUAAUCAGUGCAUUGUGAUAAGUGGAGAAAGUGGUAGUGGUAAAACAGAAUCUACAAAUUUUCUUUUACACCAUCUUACUGCUUUGAGUCAGAAAGGUAGUCAUGGUAGUGGUGUUGAACAAACUAUAUUAAGUGCUGGUCCAGUGUUAGAAGCUUUUGGAAAUGCUAAAACAGCCCAUAAUAAUAAUUCAAGUAGAUUUGGUAAAUUUAUACAAGUUAAUUAUAAAGAAAAUGGGAUGGUACAUGGCGCUGUUGUUCAAAAAUAUCUUUUAGAAAAAUCCAGAAUUUGUUCCCAGGGACAAAAUGAACGUAAUUACCAUGUAUUUUAUUACCUAUUAAAUGGAGCUAGUGAUUCAGAAAAAGAGGCAUUACAUUUACAUCGAGUAGAUUAUUAUAAUUAUUUAAAUGGGAGUGGAUGCUAUACUUUAGGAAAUUUAGAUGAAAAAUAUGAAUUCUCUAGAUUAAAGCAAUCUAUGGAAAUGGUAGGUUUCACACCUGAAAAGCAACGCCGAUUAUUUGCAGUUCUUUCAGCAGUUUUAUUGUUGGGUAAUGUCGACUUUCAACCUCGCAAGUCUGCUUACCAUCAUGAUGAAGCAGUUGCUGUAAGAAAUCCUGAAAUAGUGUUUUUAAUAUCACAACUCCUUAGGGUAAAACAGGAAACAUUAUUAGCUGCUUUAACUGCUAAACGUGCAAAAGCAUCUGGAGAAACAUUAGUGAUUAACUAUAAGUUACCUGAAGCUAUAGCAGCUAGAGAUGCAAUGGCUAAAUGUCUUUAUGGCGCUCUAUUUGAUUGGAUUGUAUUACAAGUAAAUCAUGCUUUACUUUCAAAAAAAGAUACUUUAAGAGAUCAUCAAGGAAAUUCAAUUGGAGUGUUGGAUAUAUUUGGAUUUGAAGACUUCGGUGCUUCAAAUAGUUUUGAGCAAUUUUGCAUAAACUAUGCCAAUGAACAUCUUCAAUAUUAUUUCAAUCAACAUGUAUUUAAAUAUGAACAAGAAGAAUACCGUAAAGAAGGAAUUAAAUGGAGUGAUAUAGACUUUUUAGAUAAUACUGGAUGUUUGCAAAUGAUUGAAGGCAAACCUAAUGGAUUAUUGUGUGUAUUGGAUGAUCAAUGCAAUUUUCCAGGUUCUUCUUCUGAAACAUUAUUACAAAAAUUUAACUCUGUUCAUAAAGAUAACAAAUUUUAUGAGAUGCCUCAACGUAAAGAAAAUGCUUUUAUUGUAAGACAUUAUGCAGGACGAGUUAAAUAUCAAGUUUUUGAGAUGAGAGAGAAAAAUUUGGAUCUUAUGCGACAAGACAUUGUAGGUGUAUUAAAAAAUAGUAGCAUGGCAUUUGUCCGAGAACUUGUUGGUGCAGAUCCAGUUGCAGUGUUCCGUUGGGCAAUUGUAAGGGCAUUUUUUAGAGGUUAUUUUUCAUUUCAAGAAGCUGGUCGUAGGCAUCGACAAAGCAGAGUUGAUGGUGUGAAAGCUUCAAGUAUAUCCUUACGUUUCAGAAAUAGUAUGCAAAACGACAGUUUAAUUAGGUACACUCCAAAAUUUUCCGUAAAUUCCACACCAUAUGGAGGUGGAUAUGUACUUAAUGUGGGUAAAAAAUUGGCAUCUGCCCCAAACAAUGAACAUAAUAUAUAUAAAAAUAAUUCAGCUUUCAAUAAAUUUACAAACUUAGAAACUGUUAAUUCUAAUAAAAUUCUUAAUAAAGAAGAUAUAAAAACUCAAGCCAAUAAAUCUACAGAUGAAGAUAAAGUCAUUGAACGAGCUACACAAAUUGUUAUGAAAAAUAAAUCUUUCAGACCUAAAGACCGUGGUAACAAAGGAUUAAAAAAUCUUCAAAGUGUAAAAACACUUGCAGGACGAAUACAAGUACAAGGUUCAAUUAGCAGUAAAGCUCGUAAACAACCUCUUACUGUAACUGCUCAGUUUCAAAUGUCUUUAAAUAGCCUUAUGGAUACUCUUAAUCAAGCAAAUCCAUUUUUUAUUCGAUGUAUUAAAAGCAAUAGUAAUAAAGUUGCAAACAUGUUUGAUCAUGAUACUGUUCAAAGACAAUUACGUUAUACAGGAAUGUUAGAAACUGUGAGAAUUCGUCAAGCUGGAUAUAAUGUUCGACUUAGUUAUGAAGAAUUUGUUCAACUUUAUCGAAUAUUACUACCUAAAGGACUUAAUAGUAACUCUCAAGAUGUUCAAAAUUUCUUAAGAACAUUAAAUUUAGAUCGAGAUAAUUAUCAGAUUGGUGAAUCAAAAGUAUUUUUACGUGAGUGUGAAAAAUUAAAACUUGAUUAUAGACUUCACCAACAAAUAAUGGCAAGCAUUGUAACUAUACAACGUUGGUUUCGUACACUAUUACAACGAAGACAAUAUCUUAGAAUUACAUGGGCUACAGAAACAUUACAAUCUUGGUGGAGAAUGAUAUUGGCUCAAAGGCUAGUUAAUAAAAUGAGAAUGGAUGAAUCAGCUGCUGUUUAUAUACAAUCUGUAUGGCGAAAACAUAGAGUUGCAACUUGGUAUAAGAAUUUACGAAGAAGUGUUAUUACUUUACAAGCUCAUUCUCGAGGUUAUUUAGCUCGACAAAAAUUUUCAAAAAUAAAAAAUACGAGGAAAAGUGUUUCAGCUCCUCAAAUUAGCAAUUCUAAAGAUUCUAGUCAAGAAGAACUGCAUGAUUCUGAAAGUAGUGGAGGAGCAAAAGGUGACAGUGAAUCAGAAGCUGACCCAUUUGUACAAUCCAAAAUUAUAAAUAAUAUUAAGGAAGAACAAUUUAAAGCCCCAAAAAGAAAAAUAUCAUCUCGUCUGAGAAUAGAAUCCCAUCCAACUGAUGUUCAUAAAGAACGUUUUCACAAGAUUGAUGGUUCAACUCACGAAGGAACAGCAUUUAGUGAUAGUGAAUUAGAUGAUACUCAUGUAAAACCACCAGUUGUUUGGAAACGAAGAGAACGAACCAUUGAUUCCAAUAAACGCACUUUACUGACCAGAACUGCUCAUGUUACCUCUGAGCCAAAUCCUCCAAUCCGUUUAUUUAAUCGACUUCGUGUAUCUAAUACUGAACCAGCACCAGACAAUUCUAUUAUAAAUGAAAAAGAAUUAAAAAGAAGAAACAGUGAUGGCUCUACUACACAUUCAGUAAAAUCAGAUGAACCAAAAUUAACAUAUUCACCAUCUUUUGAACUUCUGGAAUGGAAAGGUACUACCAUGUUUACAAUAGCAGGCCACCGGUUUAGGAAAUUAGGACGAUUUACUCCUCAAGAUAAAUGUACUUAUUGUAAUAAAUUGAUGGAUGCCUUUUUAACUCAAGGACACAAGUGCUCAGAUUGUAAAAAGUUAUUUCAUACAAAAUGUAUUCAAAAUGGCGGUGUAUUACAAAUGCCUUGUAUACAACAAAAUGGAAGUAAUCGACCAACUAACAGAAGAAAACCUAGGAAACCAGCACCUUCAGGCAAUAAAGCUCAUAUAACACCAAACAUAGCAAAUAACCAAAAUACUACAAUAGGGAAAUUCAGUUUAACUGGUACAUCAGAAUUCACAGACCGUACUGACAAGAUUAUAUCUGAUGUACGUGAACUUAAAAUGAUGCAAGAUUUUAUAACUAAAAAGCUGUACAAAAUUGAACGUGAAGAAGUUAAAAAACCAUCCCAAGUUGAUAAAAUAUUUAAACAGGCAUUACGUGAAUUUAAAGAAAAUCUUAUAGCAACUUAUAGUGUUGCUAAUAAACAAGGGAACGGUCAAGUGCUCAAUAUUAAAUAUAAAGAUUUAAUUGCUAAUUUCUUACAUGUAAUAGAAACAGUAUGUGGAAAUGAGAAAAUCCAAGAUGAUUUUCCAGUAACUCUUUGUGUUAAUGCAUUUCGUGGUUUCAUGAAUGAAUUUAUGAGUCAAAAUCGAGUUGAAGCAGAAAAGCCCAGUAAAACAAAACGUAAAAAAGAGAAGAAGCAAAAGUCUGAAGACCACAUUAAUCAUGGUGGACAUAUGUUACAAAUGAGUAUGAUCAAUAUUCCUACAGCGUGUGAAGUUUGCACUUCAUUCUUUUUGUGGCCAAUUGAAAGAAGUUUGGUGUGUCGAAAUUGUAAAUUGACAUGUCAUAAAAAAUGUUAUACUCGUGCAAAUCAAGAAUGUUUAAAAGACAUGAAUUCUUCUACUACUAACAUGCAGUCAAAGGGAGUAUGUAUUGUUAAAGGCAAAGUUUUUGGACGUCCUUUAGGUGAAUUAGAUUUAAGUAUGGGUAAAGUUCCAGCUGUUGUUGAAUGUCUUAUAACUAUCAUUGAAAUGUAUGGAAUGUACACAGAAGGAAUAUACCGUAAGCCUGGGCUUACAACACGUGUAAAUGAACUUAAAGAGCUUAUUGACAAUAAUGAUGUGAGCAAAAUUGAAUUUGAAAAAUAUCAGGUUCAUGUACUUGCCAGUGUAUUGAAGUCAUUUUUACGUGACAUGCCAGAACCAUUAUUAACAUUUGAUUGUUAUGAUGAUUUUAUUCGUGCUGCUAGUUUAUCAGAGGAUCGUGUCUCAACAUUAUUUAACAUUUUAAAAAAAUUACCAAAAGUCAACUAUGAUCUAAUGGAGAGACUUGUUUUUCAUCUUGCUAGAGUUGCAUUGCACGAAAAUGUAAACCGCAUGAAUGCUAGUUCAUUGGCAAUAGUGUUUGCACCAUGUGUACUAAGAACAAAUAAAUUAGUUCCUGCACAAGAGUCACUUAGAGAUAUUGAACAACAAACACUUUGCAUCAGUUCUAUAAUAAGCCAUCAAAUGGAUAAAAUCAAAUCAACAUUGGCUGACAUUGAUACAUUAGAUACUGCACAUCAUACUGCCACUCAUCGGCUAUCUUCUUUACGUAUUUCAAAAGUGUAUGGACCAACUGAAGGACCCAGUAAAAUGGAUGAAGAAGAAAAAAUGCUGGUUGGACAAAUUCAAGAAAUCAAGAAAGAGAAAGACUUUUUGACCUCUAACUUACCAAGUUUGCGACGCACAAAUUCAGAUGAUGACCUUUUAUCAACUGAUGAUGGAAGUUUGGAUGAUGUUGAUACUAAUACACUUAGUAGUAGUCGUAAAGCAAAACUGAAAAAUACUUCAAAAAAAUCCAAACGUUCAAACAAUAAUACAUUGGAUAGCGAUGAGGAUCCAAUUAUGGUUUGAAUCUUUGAACAUAGUAAAUUAAUUAAAUUUUAUAAUGCAUUUUGCUUUGUAUUUUUUAAAUAUAAAUGGUUAUGUGUGCAUUUUAUUUUUUAAGACUUGAUAAAAAUACUUAAGUUAUCCCAAAGGCUGUUACUUUUGUAUAACCUGUUGUUUUGUAUUAUAUUUUUGUCCAUUGAAUGUUGGUUAGUUGGUGCUAUAUCAUUGUUAUUUUAUUUUUUUAAUUACUAUUAUUAAUUUUUUUAGUAGCCUUAUAAAAAGAAAAACGUUUGUUUUCACCUAAAGACUGUUCUUCGAUCAGAGUUGUGGUUAUUUUGUACUUCUAUUCUUUAUUAAUACUUAUUUAGAAUUUCAUUUAUUAUGUUAAAUGACACAAAUUAAUUUUAU
This is a messenger RNA of Melanaphis sacchari, 6605 nucleotides long. Its product is annotated as unconventional myosin-IXa-like. Lineage: Eukaryota; Metazoa; Arthropoda; Insecta; Hemiptera; Aphididae. The transcript has 32 exons. Bases 417 to 6221 code for a protein of 1934 amino acids. Gene Ontology annotation, cellular component: myosin complex. Gene Ontology annotation, biological process: intracellular signal transduction. Gene Ontology annotation, molecular function: microfilament motor activity; ATP binding; GTPase activator activity. The record is from RefSeq and is a predicted model, not a curated record.